Messenger RNA from Guillardia theta CCMP2712, 981 nucleotides. RefSeq lists its product as hypothetical. The coding region runs from base 11 to 727 and encodes 238 amino acids. Gene Ontology annotation, biological process: positive regulation of transcription by RNA polymerase II. The transcript has a single exon. Gene Ontology annotation, molecular function: DNA-binding transcription factor activity, RNA polymerase II-specific. The record is from RefSeq and is a predicted model, not a curated record. Lineage: Eukaryota; Cryptophyceae; Pyrenomonadales; Geminigeraceae.
CAGGAGUUCUAUGAAGAGACCGCAUGACCCCUCCGUGAACAUCGAACAGGAGCUUCAGGACUUGUCAGAGCUUCAGCAGCAGCAUGCAGAUGAGGAAGAGGUCCCAGCAGAGUUGAAGCAGCGGGUCAGAGUGCUGAAGAACAGGCUUUCUGCGAAGAAGUCGAGGGAGCAAGCAAGAGAGUAUGUCAAGAACCUCGAGGCCAAACUCGCAGUCGUCUCAACUGAGUCACAGAUCCUCGCACAUCGCCUCGCUACGCUCGAGGCAGAGAACGCCCAGCUAAGAGCCUCUCGAACGUUUCAUGACUGCCCGAGCAUGGAAGCAGGGAGGUUCCACAUGCCAUUUCCGGCGAGCCUCAGCUUUGAAGUUGGAGGAGAGAAGAAGAGAACGAUCAACGAGCCUGCAGUGCUCUCACAAACAUCCCUGCAGUUGGAUGCCCUUCUUCUCCUCCUCUCCACGGCAUGGGCUUCUCUCCUUCACGGCUCGUCUCCAUCGCAGAGGCCGCUGGUGCUCAUGGCUGCCUGGGCCUUGUCCUGCAUCCGCUGCUGGGCGAGCAUCCCUGCCAUGACUGCUCCUCCUUCGGGCUCAAGGCAGUCCCUCUUGAAGCUGGUUGCUCAGGCUUGGCGUUGCCUCCCUGGCAGGCGCAGCACCAAAGGCACGCGAUGGCGAGGGAUGCAGCGGAGGCGGCAGCUACUAUUUCGGCUGAGGAUGCUGUUGAGCAAGAUAUGACAGCUGCGGACGUAGACGAAAUCUUGCAGUGCCAAUUGAGAGUCAAACAAGAAGAGGAAGACAGAGGAAGACGGAGGGGGCAUGAAGAAGUUGGGGUGGAGGAUAGAGAAGGAGAGCAAACAUGUGCGAGUGAUGGAGGAGCGUUCAGUCUCGGUCAUUCUGACUCCUGCAUAGAGGCAUCUGAGUUCCUGGAGCGCUUCCUCGAGUGACCUUUGCUCCUCUUAUUGUACAAAAGAAUAAAGAAUGGCAUGAUG